UCACAGCACUGCAGUUGCAGCUUUGCCUGCUCCACUGAGGCAGACUUCGCCUCAGUAGAAGGCCUGAGUUUUAACAAAUCAGUAUCCUAAGCCUUGGCCAAGGAACGGGACGCCAGUAGGACAUUUGCCUGCCUGUUGCCUCGUGGACUGCAAGCACGCACCAGGGAAGGAGGGACUCAUUGCCACUUUCUGGAGACGGUCAUUUCUGGAGCAAUUUCACAUCGCAAACAGAAACUGUCCCCUCUUCUCUGCUCCCCUGCCUCAAAUGUUGUUAUUUGGGUGGCCAGACUGGAAAGAAGCACCCAGUGAAAACACUUUGGGAACUUUCUUUGCUCCGUUUUCACUCAGAAGUCGCUCUUGCCACACACCGGAUGCCAGCCAUGUUGCUGGAGUUAGUCACCUCCACGUUUUUGUGGUAUUCCCCUCCUUCCCUGGCCAAUGGCUGGAAAGAGCAUGCUAUUUAGGGAAAGUCCGGAGGAUUUUAGCUCCCUGCAGGAAAAGCCCGACCCCUACGAGAUUUCCUUCAGCUUCAGAGAAGAGUUUCUCCCCCACCCCGCCCUUUCCCCCCGCCCCCCACAGUGGUACAGCCCGAGCGCGGGCAGAGCGGGCGGGGCUCCGCCGGGCGGUACCACCCGGAAAGCCUGCGGGGGGUGGUUGUGGUGCCGGAAGCACCGCCUGUUCUCCCCGGCAGGACCCACACGCCUCUUCCCCUCAUGGCUUUCAACUUCGGGGCGGCGGCGGGCACCGGGGCCGCCAACCCCACGGGUGAGUGAGGGAAGGCGGCCGGCCGCUCCUUUCCCAUCUCCCUUCUCCCUUCCCGGCCCUCGCUAACCUACCCCCAACACGCGCAGCCCGCCAACGGCCGCCAACGAUCGCGCCCCUCCGUGAGGCGGCCGCUGAGGGGCCGCCGGGAGCCGCCCUCGGAGCGGCCCCGGGUUAAAAAUCCUGAGGGGAGAAAAAUUAUCCAUGGCCUCCCCGCCUCGCUGUCGGCCUGUGGGGGAAUGAAGCGUGCUUAGUGGGUCCUGUUCCUGCAGGCUGGCAGGGUCUGGGCUUCUUCCCGGCGGUCAGCACGGGUUUGGGCGCCCGCCGGGCUGCAGGAACGGACCUCGUGUUUCGUAAGAACAUCUUAACGGGAAAAAUCGCCUCGUGCUGUUUCAUAAGCACACCUUGAGGUUUUAUCUUGAGGGGAAAAAUCGCCUCACGCUGCUUGGGCUCAGGCCUGGCAUGCCCCCCGAGCACUGCUAGCUGGGGAUCCCAGCUCCUAGGCGAUCAGAGCCGCUCUACCAUCCUCUUUUUCCUAACACUAAAAACCUUCAUCAGGAAAGACACCAGCGAGCAUAGAGCAUGUUUGCAAAUACAAGGUGAAAAAACCCGCAGUACUUAUUGUUGGGCUUGCUACUGCAGUGGAAAGAUCAGUAGCAGCGCGUGGUGCUCCUCAGCCACGCUUGCACAGAUGCAGCUCUAUCUAGCAGUUUUGGGUAAAAUUGCUCAUAAUGGGAAUCUCAAAUUGCUUGGAUAUUUUUGCAUAUAGGUCUUCAGUAAGUGGGGAAAAGUGUAAGGUGCUUGCUAUGCAGAAUAGCUGAAAAGUAAUCCCAUUGCAGUAGUGAUAGAGUGGGUUAAACAGAAUGCUUUCAACUGUUCUGUUUGUGUUCGGUAAACAAUGCUUAAUGCCAGUUAAUAUCUUCCUCUUGUUCUAACUAUGCCUGUCUUGUCUCUGGGGAUGGAAAAAUAUUUCAGCUUUUACUUCCUGAACCUACCUUUUACUUAGAACUAAUGGUACCUUGCUCUUUUUCUGCUUCACGCUUGCCAGGAUUUGGUGGGCUUGAAACUACAAACUCCACUGCCAGUGGGUUUAAUUUUGGGGGUUUCGGAUUAACUGCUAAUCCUGCAGUGAAUUUUAAUAUUGGGAAUUUUGGUGUUUCCACUACCUCAACUCCACCAUUCAAUUUUGGUAACAGUCUGGCAAGUGCAGGUGCGUUUGGAGGAUUUGGGACAACCACGACCACUGCGGCGCCAGCGUUUAGUUUUUCUGCUCCCACCAAUACAGGCACAGGCGGACUCUUUGGUGCUACCCAGAACAAAGGCUUUGGAUUUGGUACUAGUUUUGGCACGGGAACCGGAACUGGCUUGGGUACUGGGUUGGGAACUGGGUUAGGCUUUGGAGGCUUCGGUACCCAGCAGCAACAGACCACACUAGGAAGCGGCUUGUUCAGCCAGCCUACUCAGACACCUGCCCAAUCGAACCAGCUCAUCAAUACAGCCAGUGCCCUCUCGGCACCAACGCUCUUAGGAGAUGAGAGAGAUGCCAUUUUGGCAAAAUGGAACCAGCUGCAGGCCUUCUGGGGAACAGGCAAAGGGUACUUCAACAAUAACAUUGCUCCAGUGGAGUUCACCCAGGAAAACCCAUUUUGCAGAUUUAAGGCCGUGGGUUACAGUUUAAUGCCCAACAACAAAGACGAAGAUGGCCUUGUUGUCUUGGUCUUUAAUAGAAAAGAAAUAGAUAUUCGAAGCCAGCAGCAGCAGCUCGUAGAAUCGCUACACAAAAUUCUGGGAGGAAACCAGACCCUCACUGUCAACAUAGAAGGUGUUAAAACGAUGCCAGAUGACCAGACAGAAGUGAUCAUUUACGUUGUUGAGCGUUCACCCAACGGCACCUCGAGGAGAGUUCCAGCAACGACCCUGUAUGCCCACUUUGAACAAGCCAACAUAAAAUCGUCCCUGCAGCAGCUGGGAGUCAGUCUCUCCAUGGCCAGAACGGAGCUCUCCCCGGCCCAAGUCAAACAGCUCCUUCAGAAUCCUCCAGCUGGUGUUGAUCCUAUUAUAUGGGAACAAGCCAAAGUUGAUAAUCCAGAUCCUGAUAAGCUUAUUCCUGUACCAAUGGUGGGUUUCAAAGAACUGUUGAGAAGAUUGAAGGUCCAAGAUCAGAUGACCAAACAGCAUCAAACUCGAUUAGAUAUAAUAUCAGAAGAUAUCAGUGAGCUACAGAAAAACCAGACAACCACUAUGGCAAAAAUUGCACAGUACAAAAGGAAACUGAUGGCGCUUUCUCACAGAACAUUACAGGUGUUAAUAAAGCAGGAGAUCCAAAGGAAAAGUGGUUAUGCCAUUCAAGCAGAUGAAGAGCAGCUUCGUGUACAAUUAGAUACUAUUCAGUGUGAACUUAACGCACCUACACAGUUCAAGGGCAGACUGAAUGAGCUUAUGUCCCAAAUCAGGAUGCAAAACCACUUCGGAGCAGUGAGGGCUGAAGAGCGCUAUUACAUAGAUGCAGACCUCUUAAGGGAAAUCAAGCAACAUCUGAAGCAGCAGCAGGAAGGCCUUAGUCACUUAAUUAGCAUUAUAAAGGAUGACUUGGAGGACAUCAAACUAAUAGAACAUGGGCUGAAUGAGAGCAUUCCCAUCAGAGGAGGAGUCUUCAGUUGACAGGUCACUUGCUGCUGGGCUCGCACGGAACAUAUUAUUCAAGUUCAUGGUUCACCUUCCAAGGCUAAAACUGGUGAGGUAAAAUGAAAUGUGUAUCUUCUAGGAGUAAUGGUAUGUUGUCUGUUAUCUUUAGAAUUAGCAAAGCCUCUUGUAAGCUUUUGAACUUGACCUUUGGAAGGUUUAUAUUUUAUAAAGCUGUAUAUGCUUUAAUAAAAGAAGGAAAACUGAAUCUGUUCAGAUACUGGUUUACUAUAAAACUAUAUGUACUAUUGUACAUUUUUCCUUUUUUUUUUUUUUUUACAAUAUUAUUGUCUUAGAAAAUACAGUGGUGAGGGCGUUGUUCUACUUGUGACUUGGUUUGUGGAAAGCUUAGCCUGCUUCCAUGGUUUUGUCAAAACAAGUAACAGCAUUAUGUAAAGAGCUAAUCUAAAUCAUUACAGAUAUGUAUGUUGCUGUAACUAUGUCGGUCUUCACAAUACUGGUAGUUUUCUGGGGCAAUCUGCAGGAAUUUGACUUUUCCAGUGUCUGUCUUUCCUUUGGACUGUUUACAUACGUGAAUUCUAAGAAGCUUUUCUGUCCCUCAACUAACAACAAGAUGGGUAGAUGAUGUCUUCCUUUUUUUUUUUUAAUUUCUGGAGAGUAAUAAAUUCAGUCUGACUUUAUA
Messenger RNA from Cygnus olor (mute swan), 4087 nucleotides. It is a transcript of the gene NUP54, whose product is annotated as nucleoporin 54. Gene Ontology annotation, molecular function: structural constituent of nuclear pore. NCBI's taxonomy places the organism in Eukaryota, Metazoa, Chordata, Aves, Anseriformes, Anatidae. Gene Ontology annotation, biological process: NLS-bearing protein import into nucleus; protein localization to nuclear inner membrane; nuclear pore organization. Gene Ontology annotation, cellular component: nuclear pore; nuclear pore central transport channel. The coding region runs from base 1774 to 3423 and encodes 549 amino acids. The transcript has 12 exons. The record is from RefSeq and is a predicted model, not a curated record.